AUGCGGGGCGAGGCUUGGGCAGGCUCUGAGGCUGACGAAGAAUGCCAUGGGCGAGGGGUGAGUCACCCGCGAGGUGGCGGCGUGGGCGGCAGCGUGGGCGGCAGCGGUGGCGGCGUGGGCGGCAGCGGUGGCGGCGUGGGCGGCAGCGUGGGCGGCAGCGGUGGCGGCGUGGGCGGCAGCGUGGGCGGCAGCGGUGGCGGCGUGGGCGGCAGCGGUGGCGGCGUGGGCGGCAGCGGGGGCGGCAGCAGUGGCGGCGUGGGCGGCAGCGUGGGCGGCAGCGGUGGCGGCGUGGGCGGCAGCGUGGGCGGCAGCGGUGGAGGGUACAGGCAACAGUUCAUGGCAGAGAAUGUCAUCGAGAUUCACAUGUCUGCCAGCCUCUUCCAGCAGCUUCCCGAACAGGGCUUCAUCAACAGUGAGGACAAUAUAAUUCUGUCCCAAAGCUGUGGCAACAUGUUUGCAGCGCUGAACAACAGUGUUCAAAGUGUCAAGUUCAUGGGCAGGGGCUUGGACAAUGGGCAUAUAGCCAACACUGGUAAUUUCCUGGUCAUUCUCUGA
Messenger RNA from Eriocheir sinensis (Chinese mitten crab), 555 nucleotides. RefSeq lists its product as uncharacterized. The transcript has 4 exons. The record is from RefSeq and is a predicted model, not a curated record. Bases 1 to 555 code for a protein of 184 amino acids. Lineage: Eukaryota; Metazoa; Arthropoda; Malacostraca; Decapoda; Varunidae.